AUGAAUAUCGACCAUAAAAUCAUUCAAAACUUGACCUCGUUGUUUGUCAAUAGUAGUGAAUCUGCAGAAACUCAAGUGUAUGUACUGGCAGUAGGUACUAUAAAGCGUGAUUUAGAACGUGCAUCAACAUCCAUUCAAAGUCAAACUGUACACAAACGUAUACUUGAUAAAAACAUUGAAAUUAUUGAUGGUGUCGAAUAUCUACGGAUUUUACUUGAUCAUCAUAUCAAGCAUGAGGUUUUGCUUCAUGACGCCUUUUCCAGGACGCAGGAAUGGGGAUCUAUACAUACGUUCUACGUCAAAGUAAUAGGUUCACACACUGUUGCUUAUGGUGCAGCGGCUCUACUUGGUCAGAUACUUCAACAAUAUGCUAUUGGAAUCUAUCAUCCUAUCACCGACGAAGAUCGCCAAAUGGUAAAUUCAAAGCAAGAUGAAAAAUUAUCAGAAACUCUACAUCAGUAUUUUGCAGUACAUUCAGAUAGUGUUCUUUCGGACGAUAAAAUUCUGACGAUAACCAAACGAGUUUGCGAACGGUUUCCACAAUUGUCUGGACAGCUCGAUUUCCUGGGACAAUCAAUUGAGUUCCAUGAUUUUCAUUCAUCAUUCAAAGGUACAGGUGCACAAAUAGAAGAGAUUCUACAAGACAAUUUUCAAGAGAUCUUUCAAGUUAAAAGACAAUUGUCGAAAAGUACUGUUUUGACAAAAUACGAUUACCAAGAAGCAAUCAACGCACUGAGUGCUUCUUAA
This is a messenger RNA of Adineta ricciae, 747 nucleotides long. NCBI's taxonomy places the organism in Eukaryota, Metazoa, Rotifera, Eurotatoria, Adinetida, Adinetidae. The record is from the annotation of a GenBank genome assembly.